UCCUCGCUAAACAACAAGACGGAAGCCGUCUCCAUUGACGAAAGCUUGGGAGCUGGCUAACUGUAAGAAAGCAGAGCUAUACGGCUAUUGCCUGUCCCUCGGCCCCUCCAUGCCAGUCUCUGUCCCUCUCUUUUCUCUCUCAACACAACGAUGGAAAUAGAGAACCUCUUUUUUGCCGUUAAAUCAUUACUCUGUAGAGUGUAUACUCCAAGCCCAAGGAGCUGAGAAGAAUCACUUCUUCCCAUUUCAUCGCUAUUUUGGGAAGCUAUUACAUGGAGAUAAGGGGGAAACUGUAGCGGGUUUGGUAUACUUCCUCACUCCACUUUAGGGUUCUUCUUUGUCAUUUACAGUAUGGGUUACAUCUCAAGAAAGCUCUUGCCUGCGUGCGAAAAUGUUUGCCUCUGCUGUCCGGCGUUGAAUCCGAGUUCUCGGCGGCCGGUGAAGCGGUACAAGAAGUUGCUUUCGGAAAUAUUCAUAAAAAACCUUCGGCAGAUUGCGGCAGUAGCGUCAGAUCGCAGCAGCGGCAGGAGCGAACAAGAUGCACCAGAAUAUCGCGACAGAACGAGCGACGAUCGCGGGAAGCGAGCAGAUUGCGGCGGAUCGCACUGGAACGAGCAAUUUGAUCGCGGCAGGGGCGAACUAGAUGCCGCACCAGAGAUCGCGCAGGAGGAGCGAGCGAAUGAAAUGAGCAGAUCGCGGCAGAACGAAGUUUCAGAAGAUGUGGGACGAAGAUGUCGUGGAACACAACACCAGAGUAAAACUCUGUUUGGCGCAGCUGCACCUGUGCUGUUUCAAGAAGCUGUUGUGGGGAAGCUCUGCGGAGAAUUUGUUGCAGCUGUGCGAUUGAUGAUGCAUGUGAAAACCCAAUUCGAGUCACUCGAGCUUCACAACUUUUGUGGUUGCUUGGCAGAACGUUUCCCUUCACGGAAAAUUCCUUCCAACAUGCUGCUUGCUUUUUUGCGCACUACUUUUAUGCGGAAAUGGAGGAACGAGGCGUCUCUUGAGUGUGGAAAGGCAUACUUUGCUAGGAAUCUACUGAGUGUUGUCACUGCACUACUGGAUGAGAAGCAGCCAGAUCGUUUAAAGAUUCUUGGAUGCCAAGCAUUAACGAGAUUUGUUUAUAACCAGGCUGAUGGUACUUACGCAUGCUGUAUUGAGAGUAUUGUUCUCAAGGUUAGUAGGCUGGCACGAGAGGGUGGAGAGGAACAUAAUAAUCAACUAGUAGCUGCAAGCCUUCAAUGCUUGUCAUCCAUGAUUUGGUUUAUAUCUGAAUAUUCAUACAUAUUUUCUGAUUUUGACGAGAUCAUAUAUGCUAUCCUUGAUAAUCAUGGGGUAGACAAGCAACAUAUGGAUAAUGAUGAAGGAUGGGCGAAACAACAUAAUUGGGUUGAUGAAGUGAUUAGAUGUGAAGCAAGAGUAGGUCCGGGCAUGCAUAAUGAUUUUAGCUCGAAUAGCAUGAUUAUUCAACCACUGCCAGACAUGAAGGAUGCCAAUAUACUGACGAGAGAGGAGUAUGAAAAUCGAAAAGUGUGGUCACAAAUAUGCAUUCAAAAACUUGCCGAACUAGCAAAGGAGAGCACAACAAUGCGUCGGAUUCUGGAUCCAAUGUUUACCUACUUUGACAUGCACAAGCAUUGGGGGCCAAAACAUGGCCUGGCUCUGAAUGUUUUAUUGAGCAUGGCAUGCUUAUCAAAAAUCUCUGGAAAUGAACAAUUUAUUUUGGUUGCUUUAGUCAGACAUCUUGACAACAAGGAUAUCAUACAUGAUCCUCAACUAAAGUCCAACAUUUGUCAGAUUGCAACUUCAUUAGUUAAACAACUACGAUUACGAUCCGUGGUUGCUGAAAUUGGGGUUGUAAGUAAUUUAUGUAGACAUUUGAGAAGAAGUCUACAGUUUACAGUUGAAAUUGUGAAACCUGAGGAAGCUAGCUGGAACUCCUUGCUUCAAGAUUCUAUUGAAGAUUGCUUAUUGGAGAUUGUUAAAGGGAUUGGAGAUGCAAGCCCACUUUAUGACAUGAUGACUAUAACCCUUGAAAAGCUUGCCAGUAACGCUGUUGUUGCUAGGGCAACAAUUGGAUCUUUGCUGAUCCUCGCUCAUAUCAUUUCUUUGACAUCCACUCGAUCACAUUCAGAAUUGAUAUUUCCUGAGGCGCUUUUGCUUCAGCUUCUCAAGGCAAUGCUGCAUCCAGAUGCUGAGGCACGUGUGGGCGCUCAUAUGAUAUUUUCCGUUCUCCUUGCUGGAACUAUAAUUCAUCCAAAAUAUGAAUCAGAGAGUUUGUAUGAAACUAAGAAACUGCAUUUCAGAACUACACCGGCAUUUGCUGCAACAACUGCUCUGCUUGAAAAACUCCAAAGGGAAUAUGGAAAUGGGAUUAAGAAAGGAAAUGACAUGCAAAAUGAAACUAACAUAAAAGAGAUGUACAAAGGUGAAUGGAAACAUGGAUGGCAUCAUAAAUUUUCUCCAUGUUUUCAUAAAUUAAGUUGCUCAAUCAUUGACAGGACUGCCAUGUCGAACUUUUCGCAUGAGACAGAAUCAAGUUUAUUUAUCUUAAAUGAAGAUCAAAUUGGUCAAUUGCUUUCUGCAUUUUGGAGGCAAGCACACCAGCCAGAUAACUUACCUUCAAAUUAUGAGGCCAUUGCUCUUUCUUUCCACUUGACAGUUGUUUCUUUUCAUCUUAAGAAUACAAGCCAUAGCACCACUGCCCAGUUCUUUCAGUUUUUACUGUCUCUUAUAAAUGCCUCAUUGGACCCUAAUGGAGCAUUGCCUCCAUCAUCCCAAAGGUCACUUUUUACACUUUCAGCAGCUCUACUGGCUUUUACGGGAAAGCUCUAUGAUAUUCUUGAGUUGAUAGAUUCGCUAAAGCAUUUAAUAGCUUGCCAUGUUGACCCAUAUCUAAGAGUUGGCGAAGACUUUCUUUUGUACGCUAGACCUGAAUCCAACUUAAAAGAGUAUGGUUCUGAUGCUGAUCAACGUGCUUCAAUGUCAUUUUUGGCUGAUUUGAGAACGAUUAUGAUUGAAUGUGGUCCACAUUUCAUUGAUGUUAUAGUUCAUCACCUUUCCAUAUUAACCAACAUGGACAAAAAUGACCUAGUCAAGGUACUUUCUGCUAAUUUCACUCCGGAGGAUGGGGCUUGGAGUUUAUUAAGCUCGUUUCCAUUUGUUGGAUGGGAUGUCGGUAGAUCUGUUACAAUUUCUGAAGACUCUUGCCCUUUUGCUGAGGAAAAUUUGAGCUCAUCGAGAGAUGGUGAUGCUGCCGUUGAAUCUGUGUCUACUGGUCUUCCCAGAUUGCAUCCCUCUAAUUCUGAACUGCCAUCAUUGCCACAAUACAUGAGCGUUGGGCAGCUCUUAGAAUUGGCAUUGCAUGUAGCUGGUCAAGUAUCUGUCUCAUCAGUCUCAACUUCACCACUCCCAUAUGGAACUAUGGCCAGCCAGUGUGAGACCUUCGGUAUGGGCACGAGGAAGAAGCUCUCAACCUGGCUAGUUUCUGGCCAUGAUGAAGUGCUUCAGAAUCCCUUACAAGCUCUCCAUGAGAGCAAAAAAACCACAAAUGGGAAGCAGGUAUUGCUUGGCCAAACAUGGCAGGCUCUGAGGCUUCCUCCUGCAAGUCCCUUUGACAACUUCAUGAGAGCCGCUGGAUGUUAGGUGUAAGCUUCGUCCUACUUAUCUUUACUUCUGGUUUUCCUUGUACAAAGUUGUCUUCUAAAUCUUAAGUUUGUUUUAGACAUGAAUGUCAUCUUAUAGCUCAACUUCUGGUAUUUUUUAUGCUCAAAUUUGUCUUUCAAA
Phalaenopsis equestris is the source of this 3783-nucleotide messenger RNA. RefSeq lists its product as uncharacterized. The transcript is spliced from 21 exons. Bases 352 to 3642 code for a protein of 1096 amino acids. The record is from RefSeq and is a predicted model, not a curated record. NCBI's taxonomy places the organism in Eukaryota, Viridiplantae, Streptophyta, Magnoliopsida, Asparagales, Orchidaceae.